AUGGAUCACAGCCUUUCUGAUCCCAGUGACUGGCUCGGCACAUCACUCCCACCUUUUGCAGCUCUCGAAACCUCACUACGAUGUCAAGUGUGCAAGGACUUCUUCACUACGCCCAUGGUCACGACUUGCUCGCACACUUUCUGCAGCAUAUGCAUUCGCCGCUGUCUUUCUGUUGACGGCAAAUGUCCUGCAUGUCGCGCCAACGAUCAAGCCAGUAAAUUGCGCAGGAAUUGGGCGUUGGAGGAAGUCGUGGGCGCAUUCAAGACGGCUAGACCAGUCGCGCUGGAAAUUGCGACAAAAGACAAGAAGGAGAAGGAAGAUGCUCCGACAAGACCAAACAAGAGAAGAAGGACAGAGAGACACAGUGGUGGGAGCGAUCUUACAGUACGCACCACACGAAGUCAGAGCAAGAGGACACAACAAGUCGACCACCAACCCGCCACCUUGGAUGGACAUGAAGACGAUGGAAGCGAUGCUGAAUACACUGAGAACGGCGGCACCCAGCCAGAAAGACAACAAACACCAGACGACGGUCUAGUCGCAUGUCCAAUCUGUCAAACACGCAUGAAAGAAGAAGUCGUCUUCAACCACAUUGGAACACCAGCCUGCACAUCCCCAUCCCAGAAACAAAGACAACAACCCCCACGUUCCACUGCACCAACGCCACAACCGUCAGCAACCCCCAAACCAAUUCCCGACCGCCUCACCGAAUUGAACUACUCUCUCCUCAACGACAAAGCCCUCCGCAAGAAACUCUUCGAACUCGGUAUACCCUCCACAGGCUCAAAAGCACUACUCUCACGCCGUCACACCGAGUGGGUAAAUCUCUGGAACGCAAAUGUCGAUGCUGGAGCUCCACGCACAAAACGAGAAUUACUAGACGAACUGAGAAAGUGGGAUCGCUCCAUCGGUCGCGAGCCAGAUCAAUUCGGUACAAGCAAUCAAGUGAUGAAAAAGGACUUUGACGCAAAAGCUUGGAGUACUGGCAAUAAAGACGACUUUACCCGCUUGAUCGAGCAAGCAAGACAAGGAAGAACUAAACCCCAAGCACCCCAAAAGCAAGAACCAAACACCGAACCUAAAGAUCAAGCACCUUCCGAGGAGAAUCAAGACGCCAUGCAACUCGACAACCCUGCCCCAUCCCAAGUCGAGCCAGAAAAGGAUUUACCAAUCGGUUACCACGAUGCAACGCACCCACAAGAAAACUUUCCAGAUGCAGAUCAUCCACCACCUUCAGGACAGCGAGUAGAACCUCCCNCACCACUCUUGAAAGAAACGUCUUUGCCCGAAAAGCUAGGCACAAAUGCGCAGACGAUCAAUAUGUUUGAAGUGUCUAGUCAUCCGGUUGCUGACGUGGAGACUGCGCAAGAGAAUGAUGGGCAUUGA
Aureobasidium vineae is the source of this 1386-nucleotide messenger RNA. The record is from the annotation of a GenBank genome assembly. Lineage: Eukaryota; Fungi; Ascomycota; Dothideomycetes; Dothideales; Saccotheciaceae.